CUCCCGAAUCUUCGCCAUGCCAUUGAUACGUAAAGAGGGCAAAGACACCAUUAUCUUCGCAUCUAAGGAGGAUCAUGCGGUGCCCAGUAAGAUUAGUCUUCCUGAACCAGAGCCUAGUCCCGGACUGUUGUUGCCUAAUGGCGAGAUCAAUUGGAAUUGCCCGUGUCUGGGUGGCAUGGCAACCGGGCCAUGUGGUUUAGAAUUUCGCGAGGCUUUCUCCUGCUUUCACUACUCGACCGCAGAUCCGAAGGGCUCGGAUUGUCGCAAAGCAUUCGAGACGAUGCAGAGCUGCAUGUCGCAAUAUCCGGCACUAUACGAGAGCAAGGGCAUGCCGACAGACGAUCUGGAAGGCGAAGAGGAAAUCGAGGAAGACGAGGAGGAGGAGAAGAAGCAGCCGUCGGCGGGCAGCGAGGACAAGAGAAAGGCGAUGGUUGUUAGUCAAGGUGCAGCAGAUUAGCGAUAGUCGUCUUCCUCUUGUCUUUCUAUCUUAAUUAAUUACUUUAAGUAAAUUAACUUUACCUGUUGCACUGUAUAGUUCAAAAUAAAUUUAAAAAAACACAAUUAUAAAGUCAGAUUAAUCAAAUUGCUUUGCGAACAACUUGGAGCAGGUAGAAUUGCGGAUGAAAAUAAUCUAGGGAUAUCUUGCGAAGGAAAACUUCAGUAUUAUGUGGAAUUAACAAUUUAAUUUCUU
Messenger RNA from Temnothorax curvispinosus, 691 nucleotides. Its product is annotated as mitochondrial intermembrane space import and assembly protein 40. The transcript has a single exon. Gene Ontology annotation, molecular function: protein-disulfide reductase activity. Gene Ontology annotation, biological process: protein import into mitochondrial intermembrane space. The coding region runs from base 17 to 457 and encodes 146 amino acids. Lineage: Eukaryota; Metazoa; Arthropoda; Insecta; Hymenoptera; Formicidae. The record is from RefSeq and is a predicted model, not a curated record. Gene Ontology annotation, cellular component: mitochondrial intermembrane space.